Saccostrea echinata is the source of this 1436-nucleotide messenger RNA. RefSeq lists its product as uncharacterized. Lineage: Eukaryota; Metazoa; Mollusca; Bivalvia; Ostreida; Ostreidae. The record is from RefSeq and is a predicted model, not a curated record. The coding region runs from base 222 to 776 and encodes 184 amino acids. Gene Ontology annotation, cellular component: membrane. The transcript has 4 exons.
AAUGGCGCACCUGUAAAGUAUGUAGCCAAAAUAUUUCAAAUUUUAAAAACUUUACUGGAAAAAUACAGAAGGUUAUCCCUUGUGAAUAUAUAUUUAUUGUCGAAGAGAUUGGACAUCAGCAAACUAAGUGAUACCUUUGUAUACAGGUAGAUUAAUUACUGAAAGAUUACCUGAACAAAAAACGUCAACAAAAACAAAAAGCCAGAAAAUAAACUUUUAAAAUGGGACGCCCAGAAGAAGACUAUGAAGUUUCACUGCUAACGAAGAUUGGAACAAUAGUUUUAAUUGUAACAACUUUGUUUCAGCUGAUAGGGUUUGCCUCCUCACACUGGGUGAUAUCUGUAAGUGCAGAAUACGGCAUUAUUGAGUACUCGGGACUAUGGGAGAAAUGUGCAGACUUGUCCAUUGGCUACCAUGACUAUGAGUGUGCUGGAUUUGUCUGGGAGGAUUUCCAGGUGUCACAUUGGUUCCGUACGAUUCAGACUAUGGAGGCUAUGGGAUUCGUAGGCCUGCUGACCACCGUUGUUUUGAUUGGAGCAUACAUGUUUAGAACCCCACUCCAGGGGAAGAAGGGGGUCAAAAGACUUUUGGUCACCCUCUGUAUCUUGUGUGGGAUUCUGAUCCUGGUUUCCUGUAUUGUAUUUGCAUCCCUGAAGAACACCCUCCGAGCUCGACACAUGCCUGGAUCUACAGCGGAGCUCUCCUGGAGUUUCUACUUCAGUCUCGUUGGUGGUCUUGGAUCCAUUGCAACUUCCUUCCUCAUCUGCUUUGGAUAAAUGCCAUCAUUUAAGCAUCAAAGCUGCUAGCCUUUAUCAUCAUAGACUCAAUUUAAAUCCAUGGAAUCAUGUAUUCAGUGACUGUUUUUUUUUUUUAAUAUUGGUUUAAUACAAACUGCUUUGGUAUUUAUACAUUUAUUCAUCUUAAACAACUGUAUAAACAGGAGUAAACUCAAAGUAUAAUUACAUGUAUGUAAUAAUGUAGUUGCAUGAUCUUAAUGUAUCUCUUCAUUCAUUACUUCAUUGUAUAAACCACUUCUUCAUCUUUUUUUAUGUUCACUCAAUGCAUGAUGCCAAAGGCAAUGUUCAUUACUCAGUGAAUCAUUACCAAGAAUAUUGAAAAAUUACACUUUUGUCUGGAUUUCUACAAAAUAAUUACUUUUAAAAAUCUCAUUGUCAUGGUUAUUAAUUUUCAUAACAUGCAUAUCUUAAACAACUAGAGAGGAAUCAUUACCAAAGCAUACAUGUUUUGUGUAAAAUUAUUUAUUACAAUCCAGUGUACAGAAUGAUUACUGAGCAUAGUAUAUAAUUUUUUCCUGUAUAUAUAUAUAUAUAUAUACAUCUGACACAGUAUCACUGCUGAAUUUGUACACAAGGGAUAUUCUGGGAUACUUAUUUUAUUUGUAUAAAUGUAAUGAAAGAAAUAAAUUUUGUACUUCA